AAUCAAACAACAAACAUGGGUCAGCAGAGCGUGCCAAUAAAAACUCCAAGUCCCAGAAUGCAGUUGGGCAGGCGCAGAUCCAACCUGCUGGUUUGGUGCCCGCGAGCUGUUCAUCACCGCUACCUCAAGUCGCUGUCUCGCCGAACCGUUAGAGGAGAAAUGGCUGCGGCUCUGUCCCGUGCCCUGAAACUACCCGGGAAAAAGGGCUCAGACCUUGGCGAGUACGACCCUCUCACCCAAGCAGACAGCGAGGAUGAGAGCGAAGAGGACGACCUCGUCCUCAAUUAUCCUCGAAAUGGCCUUGGCAGGGACAGCUGCCUCAGCGUGGGCUCCUCAAAGCUGCGGGGUGGCAGAUCUGGAAGACUUGUAGGGGCCGAAGACGAGGCGCAGGAGGAUGAAGAAGACGAAGAGGAUGAAUGGAGGGAACGACUUCCCAGCAAAGCUGGACAGGACAGGGAUGACAUGGCUGGCGUGCAGUACUGGAGCCACAGGGACUCCGGCAGGGACAGGGUGGGGGAAGACAGAGGGGUGGCUGGGACACUGGGGGUUGCCGGGCUCAGGGUUCACAGUGCUGAUGCAGAGGAAAAGAGGAUGAGGAUGAAGAAUGCUGUCCGGAGUGCGUUUUUCCUUGUGCCUCUGGUCUGUGCCACUUUGCUCGUGUUGCUGUGUGCAUUUCUGAUUCCGUGCCAGAAGGGAGAUCUGGAAAAGAGGCUGCAAUGGGAGAGAGCACUGGGACAUGCAGGAGGUGUCACUCCGCCUGCUCUUGCAUUGUGGGAUGUCGACGGCGAUUCAGUGAAGGAUGUGUUUCUGGGUGUUACUGAGUGGACCAAUGACACACAUCCCUCGCAAGGGAACAAAAUCUACAGUGCGGUGGCCCUGUCUGCGGUCAGCGGCCAGGUGCUGUGGAGGAAAGUCAUGUGGGAGUCGGUGAUGUACAUCCAGUGUGGCCUGCAGCACGGCACCCAGCCGUCACCUGUGGUCCUCCUCAUCGGCAAAUCCGUCGUCACGGCAGUCAAUGGAACCACAGGGAAGAACUUGUGGUCAGUCCCGCUCAAGAACAUUGAAUUCCAGGCAGUGUUACUUCCAGACCUCCAGGGAGACUCAGUCCCAGAUCUGCUGAUAGCUACCCUGCCUGCAGAUGAGGCUUUGGAUCUUUCCCUGACCCUUAUCUCUGGGAUGACGGGCAUGAAGCUCGGACAUCCCGUGCCUUUCAACCUCACCGGACAAGGAAAGCUGAUUGGUCCUUUGUUGCAUGAGACCCAACAGGGGGCAUAUUACAUCCUCUUUGGACUAGGUAAUGUAGAGGCCGUCUCUCUGCGUGACAUCUACUUUCAGGCCACCGGCAAAAUGCCCAUACCUCAGGCACUACGAAGGAAGGAUCCAGGGUGGGAGGGGCUCAAAAAAACCAAUUCCUCCUUCAUACACAUUUACAGAGGAUCUGAACGUGUGGAGUUCCUGCUCCCCCUUGUGGCUGGCUUUGGGAACAGUCACAACAACCUGGAUACUGUUUCCAACCUCAACUCCACCAAAAGUGACUGGGUGCUGGUGUACGGUUCCAGCAAACUGUCAGUGCUCAGGCAGAAGGACAUACGUAAAGAAUGGACCUUCAACUCAGGUCCCAUUCACAGCCAACCAGCUCCAGGACACUUCAAUGAUGAUGGAAUCCUUGAUCUUUUCAUUCAGCACUCGGCAAACGGCAUCAUGCAGGCUCAGGUUGUUGACGGGGCGAACGGGCAUCUUCUCUGGUCGGCGGAGUUCGUGUGUCCUCGUCUUGUUUUGGAAACUUCAGCAAUCUCCACGUCAACUGGCCGAUCGGCUUUCCUCUUCUGGGCCAGCGAACCAAUCAAACUUCAUAAAAAUGUGACAAAGACAACUGUGGCACCAGGUGUUGCUGCAGCAGAGCCACUCAUAAGAAAACUUUUCCUGCUGCACCCUGCGUAUCCCACAAUCCUUCUUGAGCUCACCAGUACCACAGACACUGCAGUCACCUCUGCAGUGAGUUACCAGGAGCACCAGAAAGAUGCCACCUACAUCACCGUAUCCUCCCGACCCACACCCGAGUCGGAGCCUGGCGCUCGGAUAGUCAAGAGCAUGAGCCUCAGAGCUGCUAUCACCAAAGGACAAAUAGUCAGACUAGGGGAGAGCAACAAGACCGGGGAGCCCGUUAAACCGGGAGCGUUUGAGGUCAUCAAGUUCUUCAGGCGUUUGUCUUUCAGACACCAGUGAUGAACAGCCACUUCUACCCCACCCAUCCCCCCACCCCGCCCCACCUAUGUCACUGAAAGCGGUACAAGUACAAGGACCGAGGACUAAGGACUGAGUACAAGAAUGAAAGGGACAAACGUCGUGGGCAGCUGUGCACUAAGGAGACACGUGCUGUUUGGUUUAUUAAGUACGAAUUUCAUUGCUGUUACUUGAUAAAGAGUUUUCUGUA
Scatophagus argus is the source of this 2434-nucleotide messenger RNA. It is a transcript of the gene fam234b, whose product is annotated as family with sequence similarity 234 member B. The transcript is spliced from 13 exons. Lineage: Eukaryota; Metazoa; Chordata; Actinopteri; Scatophagidae. The coding region runs from base 16 to 2226 and encodes 736 amino acids. The record is from RefSeq and is a predicted model, not a curated record.